Symbiodinium necroappetens is the source of this 3783-nucleotide messenger RNA. The record is from the annotation of a GenBank genome assembly. Lineage: Eukaryota; Dinophyceae; Suessiales; Symbiodiniaceae.
AUGUUGGCACUUUGGGCUCUGGUGUCAGCAAUCUCGGCUCAAGUAUCAUUGAUCCCGGAUUCCGUUUCUGAAUCUUCCAAUACCAUGAGCUUGGCUCAUACCGGUUGGACGGCGGUUCUCUUCCUCGUUUUCAACAUAUGCAUCGCGGAGGAGGGCUGUCAGGAUGGAAAAUGUCCAGCCUCAGCCGCAUCGGCCGCGUCGGCGGCCUCGCUUUUGGCACUGAAGGCGGAGGUGCACUCGGCCCUCGCCGGCAACCUCUCCGAGUUCCCCAUCAACAUGAGCGUUAACAGCAGCAACGGGACGGUGAACGAGGAGCUGCUGACGAUCCUGGGGAUGAACGCAGAGCAGGACUUGAAGGCCAUGAGCAACGUCCCGAACCCUGAGAACACCAGCAACAGCACCGACGGCAGACAUGGACUUGGCGAGCUGGGCCGCAACUUGGAGUUUUUGAUGUUGAAGAUUGUGCAGCUGGAGACGGUGGUCGAGCUGCAACAGCACGAGAUCCAGGACCUUCGGGACAUUGUCAAGGAUCACCUGGACCUGGAUCACGACAACAACGCGGUCUCCAUGAAGCAGGUCGACCCCGCAGCCCGCCAGCAGAAAGCCGACGAGACCCUAAGGAGCGUGAUGCAGAAGCACAAUCAUCAACGGGAGCAUCGCGACUUCAAGCCCCAGGCACUGCGCCAGAAGGACAAGGAAGAGCAGCAGAAGGUGCACUCCAAACAUGACCAGCAAAGGAAGCAAAAGAAGCAAGAGCCGCAAGGGGCCUUGUUGGAAGAGGACACGUCGGAAGCUGUUCGUCGACUCAUUCCGAAUCCUUUGGACUGGGUCGAGGAUGCCGUGGACACUGUCACCGACACUGCCAACUCAGCUGCAAAGGCGGUAGCGAACACGGCCGAGGAUGUUGUCAACGGCGUCAGCGACGGUGCAAACCUGGUUGGGGACGCCUUGGGGGACGCCUACGAUUCUGCGAGCGAUCAGGUGGCCUUUGUGGCCAACACCGUCAUCGACACUGUGGAGAGGGCCGUGGACAUCCUCGUCAGGGGCUUCGACGACUGGAGUGCCGGCUGCCCAGACACCACCUGGCCAUCCCUGAGCGUGGAUAGCAACGGGAUGCACGUCAACUGGGGCCGCCAGAAGUGUUAUGUACAGCUCAUGGGUCAGAGGUGUGACCUCUUCGACUUCAACUUCAGCACCCUCAACGUGAAUUGGCCCGGACCGAUCAAGGCCAUGGUCAACCUCGGAAAUGACUUGGUUCAGUGCGCCACGUCGGGAAAUGCCCUGGAGGUUAUUAAAUGCCUUGGCCUGCAGCUUCUGCAGGUGGUCCCCCCACUGAGUUUCUUAACGAAGAUGGGUGACAUGCUCACGGAGUUCAUCGAUGUCUUUGCGCAGGUGGCGACUUUUGUUGUCAAGCAAGUCCUGUCUGAGAGUACGACCCUCAUCCAGCAAGCCGCAGAAUCCACGUUCCCUGCCGUUGAUGCCACUCCAGUGGUGCACCAUGCUGGAAGGAGCCUGACCAUCAAGACCCACUCGCAGCACCGAAAGCACUCGAGAUCCAAGCUUCCACGCCAGGAGGACAAAGGUGGCCAAGGUGGCCAGGGGAUGUCGGCAGUGCAGCAAGAUGCCCAGCGCGGAAAGCGCGCAAAGCGGGGCGAUGACGACUCCGACCCCCAGGGCGUCGUCGCUCUGAGCGUUUCGGAUCAGUCAGGCAACUAUGCAACGAGGCUCAUCACCCAGUGGAACGGCAAGGAGACAGAUACAAACUCCUGCCUGGCCUUUGCGCCCAAGAGCAAGACUGGAAGCAACGACCAGGCAACGAAGGGAGACUGGCAAGGUAGUAGUGCUGAUGCUUUUAUUCCCCUGGAACCCUUUGGCGUGCCCUGUGACAAUGACUGGAUGAAAGCCAACUGGGACAGGUGGCAAGGAUACUCCUUCUACACCUGGGAGAUGUCCAUCGAGAAGUGUGUGACCGUGACCUUCUCCCUGGGCAUGCAGCCUGUGAUCGCCUUCGUGGGUGGCUUGAAUUUCGAGCUCAUGCCUGCGCCCCUGGCCGAAUUGGACACCACGGUCUGUUGGCCUGACAAGCAGCCCGAUGGAGUGGACCUGAGUGUGCUGCAGUCCAAGAUCCGGUCUGGCGGCGUGAUGCUGUUCAGCCGGACCCUGCGCUUGCAGAAGCGCUUCGGAGCCAGUACGGACUUCGUGGGCAGCAACACCUUCGGGGCCCAUGAGUCCUGGCGGAACCCCCUCGGCACUGCCGUGGGCAGCCACAGCGGAGAGGACGACCGCACCGUGGAGACCAUGUCCCGGUCUCAGUCCCUCCUGGAGACGAACCGAUCCAGCGAAGAGAGCUCGAAGAGCCAGAGCUCGACCAUGGCGGAGCUGCGUUGGGAGACCGACCUCGAGGACCUCUACAUGGCGGCCAUCGACUACGGGAGGGACUUCGGCAUCAACAAGACCUCGGAGCUCCGGGGCCAGGACGUGCUGAAAAGGGUCAAAGAAAUGAAGGCCAGGAAGGCCAUGAGCGGUUUGCAGACAGAAGCUGAGGCCGGCUCGGCCGAGUCGAGCAUCCACCAGCUCUUCAGUUUCCGGAAUCCGGGGAUGGUGAACUUUGAAAUCCAAGGCCUCCUGGAGGAUAACUCCCUGGAGCUGGGGAUGAAGAUCAACUUUGGCCCCUUCGAGUCGCCGCAGAAGCGGAUCCAGCUGCUCAACAUCGCCCACCAGUUCUCCCUCGUCCUUGCGGCCAUGCCCUGGGUGUCAGCCAGCAGCAAGGCCAAGGCCAUCGCUUCCCUGACAGGCUUUGGGGACAACGAUGUGGGCCAAGUAACACCUGUGGUGCCUCCAAUAGCACCAGGCUCCAUCAUGGCCUUCUACAGCCCUUACCACAGCCGCUACUUGCGAAUGAAUGACAAUGCGGACAUCGAUCGCAGCGGCUCUUGCAGCUACGACGACCCGCUGCCCGCGAGCUGGACGUGGGAGAAGUUUGCCGUCGUGGAUGCCGGCAACGGUUUGAUUGCUUUGCACAGUCCAAAGUUCAACCGGUUUGUGAAGAUGACUGCUACCGGGGAUCUCAUUGCAGGUCCUUACAAAGCAGCCAGCCAGCUCCCCGAUGAGUGGACCGACCUUAAGUUCAGGGUGGUGGAAGCUGGGAAGGGCGAGGUGGCCCUGCAUUCGCCGCUACGAAACAGGAUCAUCCGCAUGAACGACGUUGGGGUGGAUACAUUUGAAUGGAAUGUGACUGCCUUGCCAGACACCAUGACGUGGCCGCGCUUUCAUCUGAAGCGCAGCUUUUGGCUCUUGCAGCCAGGGACGGUGGUGGGUUUGUUCAGCACUGUGUUUGACACAUACGUGCUGAUGGAUCCCGAUGGAAACAUCAACCCCAGUCAACCCAGCAGCUUCUGGCAUACCUUCAACCUCGACUCUUUCCGCGGGGGCUUCACAGUAGUGGAUGCAGGAAACGGCGAGGUGGCCCUGCACCACACCCUCGCCAACCGCUUUGUGACGAUGACUGGCGACUUGAUUGGCAGCCCCGAGAAGGCCGCCCACGAGCUGCCGCCCCCGAAGGAGUGGCCAGAAGUGCGCUUUGCCGUGGUCGACGCUGGUGAGGGCCAGGUGGCCUUGUACAACCCGCACCACGACCGCUACGUGGUGAUGAGCCAUACGGACGUUACUGUGAGCCCCCCCAGUGCACCCCAGGACUUCGAUAAUUGGAUGACCUGGCGGAGGUUCAAAGUCAAGCUGCUUGCGGACGUGGCGCCCAACGACCUGGCCUGGUCGUACUCCUAG